Molecule: messenger RNA, 2729 nt
Organism: Ruditapes philippinarum (Manila clam)
Lineage: Eukaryota; Metazoa; Mollusca; Bivalvia; Venerida; Veneridae
Product: interference hedgehog-like
Exons: 2
Coding region: 269-1651 (460 amino acids)
Source: RefSeq, a predicted model, not a curated record
ACUGAAAAGCAAAAGGUGCAGACCAUUAUUGGACAGAAUAUCUUGGUCUGCACUGGGCACAUGGGUAGAAUCAGUCGCUGCUAGCAAGCUAUGGGUUAACUAAUAUCUACCUCAUACAAUAUACAAAGAACCACUUUUGAUAUUUGGCCUUUUUAUCUAUUUUAAAACAUUACUCAAGAGAUGUGAAACUUGAUAAAAUUUUGAUUAUAAAUAAAAACCUUUAGAUGCUUUACUAGACAUUGAAAUACUUAGACACCUUGCAGACGGAAUGGCUUUCUUUAAGUUAUAUUUAACAAUAAUUUGCGCAGUGAUAUUAACAGAAACUUCUGGAGUCCUACAUAUCUCCUUUAAUGGGCAAGACAUUGAUCAGCUUCCGGAUGGUGAUCCAAUCAAAAUCAUUGAGGGUCAUGACCUUCUAUUUAAGUGUUCAUCUAGUUACCUAAACCCCAGUUUUGUUUGGACCAAAGAUGGAGGACAAUCAUCUUUUGGUAGCAUGAAAAAAGUUACACAGGUACAGGAUAUUGAUAACGGCAUCUAUACCUGCAAUGCUUCAAGUUGGGACAAAACAUACCAGUUUCAAACCUUUGAAGGCAAAUCUGUAACCGUGGAAAUUCUCUAUCCUCCAUCAUCUCCUACAGUUGACCCUUUUUUAGGAAAUAACUUUAAAUACUCUAAUGUACUCAAUGGACAAUUCAUAACAUUAAAAUGUGAUUCUGAUGCAAAACCAAAGCCGAAUUUCCAAUGGCGGAAAAAUAGUGUCACAGGACCACUUAUAACAAGAGAGAGCACAUAUCAAUUAAAAGUUGCGACAUACACAAUCGAUUACUACUGCAUUGUUCAAAAUCGAAUGGUGCCUACACUAGGUGAAGCUAUCACUACUCAGUAUACUCAUAAACUUCAAAUUUCACCACAAAUCAAAGCAUAUAUUUAUAGAAUUGAAAAUAGUAACUAUAGAAAUGUCAAUGAGGGCGACAACAUAAUUGUUAAAUGUUUAGCAUAUGGCAGACCUGAGCCAAGAGUAUGGUGGACGAAAGAAAACGAUCCUGAUUUCUAUCUUGAAAAUAAUCAAUUGUAUAAAGAAUCGGUUAGUCAGAAAUUUUCUGGCACCUAUUACUGUAAUGUUGAAAACACUGUUACAGCAUUCAAUCAAAGUCGUAUAACAACCACGGCUAAGGAAGCAGUUUACAUUACUGUACAUGAAAACAGCCAAAUCAGCGAGGACUCAAAAAUAGACAAUAGUAUCCCCUUCAGAUCUAACAACUCGUGCACUGACAUGGAAGUAGAAAACACAACUAGGAAUACAACUUUGUUUAUAUUAACAGCUAUUGGUUGGUUCGGUUUUGUACUUUGCAUUGUUUUUCAUAUUAUUCUGUGCACUAGAAAUCGAAUCAAGAAACAAGACUCAGCAAUGAGAUCAGCCUCGUUUUCAGCAUCAUUCAAUGAUGAACCACUAUCAGCUUCCUCAACGUACACGAAUAAUGUCCGAAUUCCAGGCUCGUGUAGUGGAUCAAUGUAUGAUCAAAUAAAACCACGCAGCUUGAGUGUAGUUAGUACCACAUUGUCUGAUUCAAAUCAAACAGUACUGACAAAUGUUUCCUCAUCUGAUCCAGUCAUAUCAGAUUUUGCUGCUUACCAAAACCCCAAAGAUUAACAGUUCAAAUUUUCAUCAUAAUCAAGCCUAGGUCAUUACAUAUAGUAACAUUAUGCCAGCAAUUCAAGCCCCCUGAAUAACCAUAUUAUUGUUUACUUAAAUCUCCAAGCGCGUAGAAACAGUCAAAUGGUUUAUUAUAUCUGCCAAUCUAUCCUGGGUCGUAGGUUUGAGUACUUUUAGGUCCUCAUGUAGAGUUUAAUUAAGCUUAUUAGAACUGACACAGGGUCUGUAUAUCCUGCGCUCCACUUUGUCACCAUGAUAUCUUCUGACUUACAGUUAACUAACUGACUUGACCAAGAGACAUGGUGAAUUUUUUUUUUUGGAAAGGCUAUUUCUUUUACAAAGACCAUCUACCAAUCGCAUUUUCAUGCAUGGAUGAUGCACAGUAACUUCUACCUUAACAUUAAUUAGCUACAUGUAUAGACCCUUUCAUUUAAGUGAUUAUAGACCCAUUCAAGUGACAAGUGUCAGGGAAGAGUUACUUCCCUUACCAGAUGUGACGUAAAUGAGGGAUUAUACCAUACAGACGGUGUAGGAAGUUAGCUUAUUGAAAGUUAAAUGCGUAAAUACUGAUCUUUUAAUUAUGAUUAUAACAUGAAAAUCUUAACUUAUAAAUAGAUAAAUUCUAUAUUAAGACAAAAAAAAAAAUUCACAAAAAAAAAAGAUUAAGAUAAAUUCUAGCUAUUUGAUAAAACAGCAGAAUUUCAAAGUGAAUAUUCUAUUAGAUUUGGAAAUUGGAGACUUUGUGUCAGACACAUACAUGCACAGUGCGUUAGCUGGAGUACAGGUAUUAGUUACCUUCACUCUAGUUACCGCACUGUCUGUCAGGGAUUAACACAGAGCAUGCUUGUUGAUUGUCUACAUUUUCUGAGGUUUACUUAUUAUGACAACAAGAAAAGGAAUAAUGAUAGAAAAAUCAUAUUUAGAUUUUCUCACAUUGGUACAUUUAUUCUGGGGUUUCAAACUGUGAUGACAAGAAAGGUGUUUUUAUUUUUACCUUGAUACUAGAGAGAAAGAAUAUCAGACACUUAGCAAUCUAAUUAGAAGACGAGGGCUAUGCCCCCUCGUACAAAUCCAA